Penicillium manginii is the source of this 1218-nucleotide messenger RNA. RefSeq lists its product as uncharacterized. NCBI's taxonomy places the organism in Eukaryota, Fungi, Ascomycota, Eurotiomycetes, Eurotiales, Aspergillaceae. The coding region runs from base 1 to 1218 and encodes 405 amino acids. The transcript has a single exon. The record is from RefSeq and is a predicted model, not a curated record.
AUGAAAGUCGACUUUUUUGCUGCUAUUUCCGACGGAGAAUUCGAGUGUUUAGAUUUCCAUGAUGUUAACUCAUUGAGCGAUCAAGAAAAAGGCAAGAUAUCGGAAGGCAUACGCAAAAUCCUAUAUCUGUUGCUGGAGGACUUGGACUAUCAGCACCGCGUUGAACCAACCGACGAGCUACUUCGCUAUGAGAUCCAAGAUUGUUCUAAUGAGCAUCUGGCACCUCUUUUUCCAGACAAAGAAAAAGUCCUUCAUUCUAUCUUGGAAUGCUCUGCGGAAUGUGCCGAGUAUUUCUAUCCCCUUUGCCAGCAUGAGACUAAGCUUAUCAUGGCUAUUAUCACUAGUAUCUUUGUGGCCUCUGACGACAAUUCAAUUCUGAAUCCAGAAGAGCGCCGUAGCCUAUCCUACUUCUCUUUCAACCAUUAUCAAAUAUUGCCGGAAGAGAGCCGUUGGCAUACAGUUCUCUCUAAGGGCCUCAAAAUGUGUGCCGAGUAUUUCGGCUCACAAGACCCACUUAUUGGCAGUCUGACCGCGAGGAGCUACUGUUCGUUUGUGGAUGCAUGUGCCCAGGAAACCCGUCUAGAGCAUGAAUUACCACUUCAUAUCCUCGACCAUGGGCCUUCACAUUUGAAUUCUGAAGAUUGUUCUGUCGAAGGAUUUCCCGACUAUUUUCGUUCCUCAAGUGCCGCGCCUCUGCUAUAUCUGGUCCCAAUUUUCAAAAUAUCCCGACAAAAGGAAGUGCCCGCGCAUUUUUGGACUUCAGUCAUACCUGCUAUUAGCAAGUUCAUCAACCAUAUGAAUGAUUUGUUAUCUUGCCCUAAGGAGGUUCUUGCUGGAGAGUCGUGGAAUUAUCUCUCUAUGAAGACAAAGACCAAGCGGCAAGCCGGCAGGCCAACAAUUUUCAAAUCCAAGUAUUCCGGGCUGUGGACGUUCCGCGACACAUUGUAUGAAACGAUCUCAGAAAUGCAACGAACAACUCUCGCAUUGGAUAAGGCUUUCACGCAGUGCAUCAUGACUGAGAUGCUUGGCCUCUCAGCGCACACAAACGAUGCCAGCAGAUGUGCUAAAAAAAAACAGAGCCAAGUUCAUGAGGAGGUCCAAUUAGCCGCGCAACUCUGGACUGCUUACAAGCAUGGCUACAUUGCCUGGCAUAUAAAUUGUAACAGAUAUGGGUUAGAGCGUCUCCCUUUCGAAGGAUAUACAUACAUGGUCAAAUGA